GCUUCCCAGCCUUCGCUCCCUGCGGAUCCCUGACUUUAUUUGGGAAAAGCAAGGUGCUCCGGGCCAGCCGGGAAAAGCAUCCCGGUGCUGGGAAGGGAGGAGAAGGGGAGCGAGCCCUUCGUGCCAUGGUGGCGGCUGGGAAGGCAGGGAAGGAGUGAGAUGUCCCGCCGGGAUCGGGAGCGAUCCGGGAGCCGGGGAGAUGGACCGGGAGCGGGAUGAUGGAAUGGGUGACAUCAUCAGGAAAGCAGCCCCGCCGCCCGGGGAGGGCAGCUAUAAAAAGGCCCAGAAGAAUGAGCGGGAGUCCAUCCGGCAGAAGUUGGCUCUGGGCAGUUUCUUCGACGAUGGCCCCGGGCUCUACACGAGCUGCAGCAAGAGCGGCAAGCCCAGCCUGUCCUCCCGGCUGCAGAGCGGGAUGAACCUGCAGAUCUGCUUCGUCAACGACAGCGGCAGCGACAAGGACAGCGACGGCGAUGACAGCAAGACAGAGACCAGCCUGGACACACCCCUGUCACCCCUGAGCAAGCAGAGCUCGUCCUACUCGGACCGAGACACGACGGAGGAGGAGUCGGAGUCUCUGGAGGACAUGGAUUUCCUCAGCAGGCAGAAGAAGCUCCAGGCUGAGGCCAAGAUGGCCCUGGCUAUGGCAAAGCCCAUGGCCAAGAUGCAGGUGGAGGUGGAGAAGCAGAACAGGAAGAAGUCACCGGUAGCGGAUCUGCUGCCACAUUUGCCUCAUAUAAGUGAAUGCCUGAUGAAGAGAAGUUUAAAACCCACCGACCUAAGGGACAUGACCAUUGGGCAGCUACAGGUGAUAGUCAAUGACCUGCACUCACAGAUAGAAAGCUUGAACGAGGAGCUGGUGCAGCUGCUGCUGAUCCGGGACGAGCUGCACACGGAGCAGGAUGCCAUGCUGGUGGACAUCGAGGAUCUCACCAGGCACGCCGAGAGCCAGCAGAAGCACCUGGCAGAGAAGAUGCCAACCAAGUGAAUCCCUCCUCUGCCUCUGCCCAGGGAAUUCCAGAGUCCCACUCCUGCUCAUUGACCAUGUCUGAAGCUUUCUGUCUGGUGAUUGGCCUCUUGCUUCUUAAUUUAUUUUAAUUUUUUUACUCGUGCCACUAAAUAUCAGGCGUUUUAAUUAAUAAUAAUAAUAAUAAUAAUAAUAAUAAUAAUGAUGUUAUUAUUAUUCCAGAAACAAAGAGAAUUGUACAGUACUUAUAACAUUAUAAAUCAUGGGUGAGAAGAGAGGGUAGUUUAACUUUAUUUUUUUGGUUGUUUAGAGCUUUUUUUUUUGGGGGGGUUGGAUGAUAUUUUACCAUUGACUACUUUUUUAUUCCCCACUGUAGUUUUCAAAUAAAAAACCUGUUCUUGACGGUGCUAUACAAGUCAACAACAAAAAAAUCCAUGCCUGCCUCGUAGUGACGUCGUAGCUUUCAGUAAUUUGUACAUUUUCCUCAGUUCUCAGCAUUCUGGGGGAUGUUCUCUCCCUGACAUUCGUUUUUAGGUGUGCUAUUAACACGAGCUGGGGCGCAGAGAGUUGGAAGUUUUUCUGUAAAAAGCUGUAAAAUAAAAAUUACCACCAUUGUUUCCUA
Molecule: messenger RNA, 1586 nt
Organism: Pseudopodoces humilis (Tibetan ground-tit)
Lineage: Eukaryota; Metazoa; Chordata; Aves; Passeriformes; Paridae
Gene: SCHIP1
Product: schwannomin interacting protein 1
Biological process (GO): positive regulation of hippo signaling
Cellular component (GO): cell junction; plasma membrane
Source: RefSeq, a predicted model, not a curated record